UUUACCUUCUACAAGUACAAAAUCUGAUACGAGGCUUUUAUGCGUGUGUAGAUUUUUCUGUUUUCAGUAUCAGCACAAUAUACCGAAUUUUUCCGAUUUUAAGGCAAACUGUUAAUUUUGUCUAUUGUUGAAAUGAGUAUUCACGUAGCGGAAAACUUGGAGAAGCAUUUGCAACGUUAUUACCGAGAAGAGUCUCCUGAAUUCCAGUACGCUGUGCUUUAUGGACUGGAACUGGAAAAAGAGCAAAAUCAGUUCAUUGUGUUGAUGUGUUCAUUCUGUGAUUCCGACGUAUUUCAUGAUCCAGGCCGUCUGCAGGAGUAUUUGGACUUGAACAAUCAGUUAAUUCCUACUGGGCUUGUCAGCGUGGGAAUAUUGGCAGCCACCGCGAAUUCUGACGAUUCUAGUGGCCGACACAAUUUGGCUGCAUUUCUCAGCGUGUUAAAUUCUGCGGCCUCUCCAAAACUAAAGCAGCACCGAAUUGUGAUUUGCUGUGAGAACGCGGGCGCUAACUUAAAAGGAUUGUUGGCCGACACAACCGAUACGCUUCGUGAAGUUCCGGUUACGGUCAAACCCAAUCGUUUCCUGCAGCAGUUUUACGUUUGUUUCACUCUGAGGGGCACUUUCAGCACGUCCAUUACACCUAAUCAGAAUAAAAAUGGCAUUACAAAGGCCGUUGAGGAUAAGUUAAUGGAAUUACAAAUUGAAAACAAAUCUCACUUUGGAUACAGUUUAUGCGACAACUCGGUUUUUUUCCUUCCUGGAGAGCCUUCGGUUGUCGUCGUUAAAGAUGGCCUCAGGGGAGUUAAUCUCCAUACUCCCAUUAAAGACUUCGUUACUGUGCUGGAGAAAAAUCAGCAAAAAGCUGAAAAAACGGCAUCGAAACCGCGCAGCUUGCCUGUGUCUUUCUCCGAUUUAUCCGGAAAUCUGCUCUCGGAUAAAUUGUUGGAUAUCAGUAUACAUUCCAAUGUGUCGCAUCAGAGCAGCUCAGAGGGAAGCUCGCCGCUGUUGACAGUUGGUUCCGGGGCGACUAGGUUAAUACGUUUCCAGGUUGAUGCUUUUUUGUUUGUACCCAAAGAAAAGGCUUUGGGUGAGCUUGUGGAGUUCAUAGAACAUGCAAAAAAGCGGCAGUUUGCUGCACUUUGUGAAUUCCUUCGUCGUCCCGAAUGUGGCUCGUUAACCAUGGAAGACGCUGAUAUUCCGGUACCGUACCAUAUUAUUAAUGGACCAAACAUUCUUACUUUGCUUGCCACCGUACGGAAACGCUUGACGGAGGAUCGUGUGCAAGAUGACUUAAUGCAACAACUGUACAGUCGUUUUGGCUUCGUUACCAAAGAUCUGGUGCUCCAUCCUUAUGCUUCAUUAAGGAAUAGAGUUGGAAUGGCACGCAAGAAUCUAAUGGGUGUCGGAGACAAACUUCUGCUUAAAAACAGCCAGUUUUUGAACGAAAAUCCUGAGCAAUGGGAUGUUGCUUGUGUACAAGGACUGUAUACUUAUCAUCACUAUAAACAAGAUCGCUUUGACGAUGACGGCUGGGGGUGUGCCUAUCGGUCACUGCAAACAAUAUUUUCCUGGUUUCGUUUGCAAGGAUUCACAGAUUUACCCAUACCGACGCACGAUCAGAUCCAGAAAGUACUGGUAGAAGUUAAAGAUCGCGAGCGUUCCAUUAUCGGAUCGAAACAGUGGAUUGGGGCGACUGAAAUUACUCGUGUGCUGGAGCAUAUCCUGAAGGUGCCGUGCCGAUUUGUGACGGCUAACUCUGGAUCGGAAUUGUCAACAGCAUUUGCAUCAUUGAAGUACCAUUUUGAGACCGAAGGAACUCCUGUAAUGAUAGGAGGGGGAGUGUAUGCCCACACCAUUGCUGGAAUUGCCAUGAACCGCGUCACUGGCGAAGUCAAAGCUUUGGUGGUCGAUCCUCAUUACGUUGGCGAGGAUGACAUUGACCUGAUUCUGAAAAAGAAUGGAGUUUGCUGGAGAACGCCAGAAUUUUGGGACCAGACUGCCUUUUAUAAUUUAUGUUGUCCGCUUAGACCCUCGUUGGUCAACUUGGUAGUGACCUGAUGGAUUACGUUUCAUUUUGCUUUGUUUUUAUUGUGCGCUGGAAACUGCAUAACAUUAAUAGUUAUUUGGAUCUAUUGUAGGUCUGAUAUGCGUUGGCUCAAAAACUUUGUUCGAAUAGAUUUUAUUUUGGUAUAACACUAUAACCGUUUGUGGACUUGACAACAGAGAUUGCUUUUUGUCUGGGUUAGGUUUUUUGGCUGCCCUACAUUUGCUCUGUACCGGUAUCUUGAUUUGAUGGGGUAAUUUAUAAAGGACAUCUUCCUAGCCAAGACGAAAAAAAGUUACGAAGGAAGCUA
Molecule: messenger RNA, 2354 nt
Organism: Paramacrobiotus metropolitanus
Lineage: Eukaryota; Metazoa; Tardigrada; Eutardigrada; Parachela; Macrobiotidae
Product: ufm1-specific protease 2-like
Exons: 13
Coding region: 133-2058 (641 amino acids)
Source: RefSeq, a predicted model, not a curated record